AUGGAAGAUUUGGGUGAAGUACAUAACUUGUAUGGAUCUGUAUCAGUUGUAGAGUUGCAAAAUGUGGUUGAUAGAAGGGAAGCUGUGAAGGCAAAGAUGAGGGAGAAGAAUCGUGUUGACAAGUUAUCAUUGGAGUGGAGUGAAAGUAGUAGUGCCGACAAUUCACAAACUGAAAGAGACAUACUUGAUGAGCUAUGCCCACAUAAAAACAUAAAAGAAGUCGAAAUCAAUGGAUAUAGAGGGACAACAUUUUCCAAUUGGCUAGCUGAUGCUUUGUUUCUUAAGCUAGUACAGUUGUCUAUUGAUAACUGCAAGAACUGUUAUUCCUUGCCAUCACUAGGAGAACUCCCUUGUUUAAAAUUCCUUUCGAUUAGAGGGAUGCAUGGAAUAACAGAGGUGACAGAAGAAUUCUAUGGUAGUUUGUCCUCCAAAAUGCCUUUUAACUCUCCUGUGGGGCUAAGAUUUGUAGAUAUGCCGGAGUGGAAGCAAUGGAACGUACUAGGAAGUGGAGAGUUCCCUACACUUGAGAAGCUUAAAAUUAAAAAUUGUCCUGAACUCAGUUUGGAGACACCCAUCCAACUUUCAUGUUUAAAAAGGCUUAAAGUUAGUGGUUGUCCUAAGGUUGGAGUUGUUUUUGAUGAGGGGAUGAAACAGAUUGAAGAAUUAUAUAAUAGUGAUUGUAACUCUGUUACCUCCUUUCCUUUUAGCAUACUGCCCACUACCUUGAAGAGACUAGAGAUAUCUGGUUACAAGAAAUUGAAAUUAGAGGUGCCAGUUGGAUAG
Solanum stenotomum is the source of this 783-nucleotide messenger RNA. Its product is annotated as putative disease resistance RPP13-like protein 1. The transcript has a single exon. The record is from RefSeq and is a predicted model, not a curated record. Bases 1 to 783 code for a protein of 260 amino acids. Lineage: Eukaryota; Viridiplantae; Streptophyta; Magnoliopsida; Solanales; Solanaceae.